This is a messenger RNA of Sparassis crispa, 1347 nucleotides long. RefSeq lists its product as hypothetical. The record is from RefSeq and is a predicted model, not a curated record. Bases 1 to 1347 code for a protein of 448 amino acids. NCBI's taxonomy places the organism in Eukaryota, Fungi, Basidiomycota, Agaricomycetes, Polyporales, Sparassidaceae. The transcript has 3 exons.
AUGCAGUCUUCAUCUGCGUCAGAGAGCUCUUCCAACCGUAACAGCAACACUGGCACUACACACGAACCACCAAAGACAGAUAUCCUGCCCUCGCACCACAGUCAUGACGACCUCCUCCAGGAGAUCCACGACAUAACAUACUCGCCUACGCCCGUCACCCAAUUCCUGCACGACCCCGACCUGCUCUCAGCGGUGCACAGGCACGUACGACAAGAGUCUACCUUGAGUCUGGGCGACCGAAGAACCGACAACCGCGCGCAUGCCGAUCGAACGCACGGCGGUGCUGGGGCCAGGGACACCGCAAAUGCGCUCACGGUCGUGCUUGGGGAAGAGGAGCGCGAAGCCCACCGCCUGCGACGCCUCCUGCGCGAGGCGGGCGAGCGGCUAGAGUAUGAGAUGCGCCGCGCGGACGACGUCGAGGCGCGUGCUUGUGCUGCACAAGCACUCGCAAAGGAGGAGGAAGUGCGUGUUGCAGAGCAGUCCGCUCGGCGCCAGGCAGAGAUGGACGCUGCACUCGCUCAAGAGGAGGUCCAGCGCGUCCAGAUGCUGCAGGAUACGGCUGCGCAAGAUCUGCGGCGUGCAGAAGCGCAAGUUCUGGAGGAGCGGCGGCAACUAGAGGAGGAGCGUAGGAGAGCGGCAGAGGCCGUGAAUUGUGCGCGGAAGGCACAGCAGGUCUUGCGAGAGUAUCAGGCUCUCGAGCAAGGACGUGAGGAGGUGAGGCAGCGGGAGCUCGGGAGAGGCUCUGCGGACUCAGCGGAUGCGAUGGCGUUUGAGGAGGGACGCACAGAGGGCUACACGGCUAGUCGGGAGGAAAGUUAUGCAGCUGGAAGGUCAGAAGGUUUUCAGGCUGGGCAGGCAGCCGGGUACGAUCAAGGCGUGGAUGCUGGGAGGGCGGAGGGACUUAGUGAAGGAAUCGGGCAAGGGCAGGAAGAGGAGCGCGAGUAUGCGCUGGAGCAAUUUGACAGGUUCUUGGAGUCAGACAGCGGUCGUAGGAGCUUGCAGGAUUAUCUCGCUCACAAUGGCACACGACGACAGACGAAACGUGCACAUCGAGCCGAGGUACGGCCAGGAUCAUUUAGGUUGUACCUGGAGCCAGUAAGCGACAGUUCCCCCGAGGCACUGAGCGGGGAAAACGCAACCGCAGAUUCAGUUAUAGAGCGGGUGCCAGCACAAGAGCUUCUUGCAGCAUCCCAAGAGCAGUCUGCGCUUCUGGGCAGACAGCGAUCCAGAGAGUCGCUCAAACAGCGUAUUCGGAACACAGUCCAUGGCCGGAGGCACUCUCACCAGAGCGUACAUGACCAUCAGCGAGUUACAGAGCCUGUUUCCUCUCCGGAUGAUGCGUCCUAA